AUGAGCUCUGAAAGUGCAAAAUUGAGUCCGGAGACGUCGAAAACGUGUCCCGGGGACCCCAAAACGUCGAAACGGAGUUCCCGGACGGAUUUUUAUUUAUUUUUUUUUAUUAAUUGUUUUUUUCAUUCGUUAUUGGGUGGUAAAAAUUUUAUCUUUGCGGCCCCAAAUGGGCUAAGGGCGGCCGGACCGGGCCGGACCGGCGUGCCGGCCGCGCCUGCCGCCGGCGAGCAACCGCCUGCCGGCGCCGGACGCCGCGCGUGGCACGCCUCGGGCCGCGAGACCCGACUGCGGCCCGCCUGGGCCGCGCCUGCGGCACGCCUGGGCCGCGCCUGCGGCCCGCUUGGGCCGCCGCCUCGGCGCCGGCGCGGCGGCCCGCCGGGCCGCCGGCCGACGCCUGCGGCCCGCGCUGCGCCCGCCUGGGCCGCGCCUGCGGCCCGCGCUGCAGCCCGCUGCGGCGGCCCCGCCGGCGCCGCCCGGGCCGCGCCGCGGACCCGCGCUGCAGCCCCGCCGGUGGGCUGCUGGGUCCGCCUCCUGGCCGCCGCGGCGGCCCGCCUGGGCGCCUAG
Messenger RNA from Dendrobium catenatum, 564 nucleotides. RefSeq names its product translation initiation factor IF-2-like. The coding region runs from base 1 to 564 and encodes 187 amino acids. Lineage: Eukaryota; Viridiplantae; Streptophyta; Magnoliopsida; Asparagales; Orchidaceae. The transcript has a single exon. The record is from RefSeq and is a predicted model, not a curated record.